CCCUCCCAAAAACCGGAAAUGACGUUUUUAACAUUAUAAACACACGUGGAUGUGUGGUUUCGGUUUGACUACAGAUUGUUUCGCAGCUUCCCCACCGUUGUCAUUCAUUUACAAUCUGCCUCACACAGUUCCUGAAAAGUUCUUUGUUUCGAACUCACAAUUUCCGGAAACAACGGUAUAGAAAAACCCACAGGUCUUAAUCAUAAUGGUAUCAGUACCCAGGUAAACACACUCAAGUUAGAAAACAUUUGCUAUAUACAUUAGGGAUCUACAAUGAAGUUUGUGGUGAACAGUGUAAAGAAUGGAGGAUGUCGACUGGGUGUGAUGUCAGAAUUUGGACUACAUGGUAAAAAGACUGUUGAGACCCCUAUGUGUAUGCUCUAUACUAGGAGAGGUAGUGCCCCUCACCUAACAGCAGACAUGCUAAAGAAAAUACAGUGGUUACCUCCCAUGGCACAGAUGUCUCUUACCAACAUGAUUGAGCACCAUGAAGCUUUAGAAGCAUACAAAGAAGGAAUUGGAAAAUUUGCCAAUAUGAAGGACUAUCUGGUGUACAAUGCCCUCCAUGAUCCUGCUACAGAGGUGAUGGCUGGACAGAACGACACAGCAACAGUAGGGGUGUGGACAAAAUCGGGCAAAGUCAAAAUGGAUGUGGACAUGUUUGUGAGGAUACAGGAGGCAUUCAAGCCUGACGUUUACCAGGCCCUCAGUGAUGGUGACACGGAUCUCAAGGCGACAAAGAAGAGGAUCAACAAAUCUGUAACUAGGACUCUGACAUACCUGGACCAGUUACUGGAGAGACUGCCCAAGUCUGAGAUACUGAAGGAUGCAGCCAUAUUUGGUGUGAUAGAGGGAGGUAACUCUGUUUUUGAGAGAUGCCGUUCAGCCCGAGAAACUGCAUCGAGAGAUGUGGCAGGAUUUGUCAUAGAAGGAUUCCAUACCCAGGGACCACAGACAGAGUUUUUCAAACUAUCUGAUGUCAGAGACACCCUAAGGCAGACAGUGGAAUGUCUUCCCGAUGACAAACCACGACUGAUGCAUGCUGCGUUCCCUCCAGACCAAGUCCUAGAGGCAUUAGAGUUAGGACUGGACAUAUUUGACAGCUCAUAUGCCUACCAUGUAACAGAGAGAGGUUGUGCCCUAGUGUUUGACUUCACCCACAAAGCUGACCCUGAAGAUAUGGCUGACAAGAAGACUGUACAAAAAGGGUGGGAAAUUGAUCUCAAUGAUAAAAGAUAUUUUGAAGACUUUGGUCCUUUGCUGGAAGGCUGUUAUUGCUACACUUGUAAAAACUUCUCCAGAUCCUAUGUCAACCACUUACGUAAUACCUCCGAACUACUGGGAUCUGUUUUACUAAUGAUACACAACUUCCAGCACUAUUUCCAUUACUUUGAAGCUAUCCGGAGAGCUUUGGUGGAAGAUAAAUAUGAACAAUUGAAAACUCAUAUACUCAGACAAAAACUCUGUAACAGCAGCUGAUAAUGGACGUAAAGAUCAAAUCAGUGUGUGGACAGUGCUGACCAUAUAUGUGAUAGACAACAAACAUACUGAGAGUAAUAUAUUAACAGUGCGCGAGACAGAGUGUAAAAGUGCUGAAAUAAGAUAUGCUUGAAUACCUUAGAGGACUUCUGACAUUGUCAAACUUUUGUAAUAGUCUUUGACCAUGCAGGUGAAAAUAAUUGAAUGUUAUUUUGUGAAAAUAAAUCACUCACAAAAAUUUCAAUAAAUAUAUGCAUAUGUACCAUUA
Pecten maximus is the source of this 1747-nucleotide messenger RNA. RefSeq names its product queuine tRNA-ribosyltransferase accessory subunit 2-like. The record is from RefSeq and is a predicted model, not a curated record. Bases 274 to 1479 code for a protein of 401 amino acids. The transcript has 12 exons. Lineage: Eukaryota; Metazoa; Mollusca; Bivalvia; Pectinida; Pectinidae. Gene Ontology annotation, molecular function: tRNA-guanosine(34) queuine transglycosylase activity.